This is a messenger RNA of Hemicordylus capensis (graceful crag lizard), 3801 nucleotides long. RefSeq names its product aspartyl-tRNA synthetase 2, mitochondrial (gene DARS2). Bases 254 to 2182 code for a protein of 642 amino acids. Lineage: Eukaryota; Metazoa; Chordata; Lepidosauria; Squamata; Cordylidae. Gene Ontology annotation, biological process: aspartyl-tRNA aminoacylation. The record is from RefSeq and is a predicted model, not a curated record. Gene Ontology annotation, molecular function: nucleic acid binding; aspartate-tRNA ligase activity; ATP binding. The transcript is spliced from 17 exons. Gene Ontology annotation, cellular component: cytoplasm; mitochondrion.
ACCCUACAGUGUAUGACUCGUUGAUGGAUAGGGCGAAGUGAUACUGCAGGAUUUCUUCCUGCCUGAAUUAAUAUGGCUGCUUAAGCGACUACGGUGGCUGCGAAGGGACAGCGCACGUGACCGGAGAAAUGUGCAUGGUUGCUGGGAGCAAUGCUUAGGCUGAGUUAAAUGAAAUAGAAUCAACUCUCGGAGGAAGAGCUGGAGAGGAAGGAUUUGUUCUGUCCUUGCUAUUUCUUUUUUGCUUCCCGGAACCAUGCAUCGGCUGCGUCCCCUUUACAACCCCCUAUUGUUAGUUUCCCGCAGAGCAGGAGCUAAGCCUUGGGGCAGAUGUAUUUCCUGCACUUUGAGAUUCAAUCACGCGAACCCCGCAGAUUUCAAUAGCUUUGUCGCCCGGACCAAAACUUGUGGAGAAUUACGCUCUGCUCAUGUGGGUCAAGAGGUCACCUUGUGUGGAUGGAUUCAGUUUCAGAGACAGGGGCAGUUCGUGGUUUUGAGAGACUUCCAGGGACUCACCCAAAUUAUCAUUCCUCAGGACGAGGAUGCUUCCCAUUUAAAGAAGGUCUUGUGCAAUGCUCCUGUUGAGUCUGUUGUGAGAGUGACCGGAACUGUUGUCUCCAGGCCUCCAGGCCAAAACAACCCUAGAAUGCCGACAGGUGACAUUGAAGUGAAAGCAGAAGCAGCAGAGGUCCUGAAUUCCUGUAAGAAGCUCCCCUUUGAAGUGAAAGAUUUUAUAAAGAAAAAUGAGUCCUUGCGAAUGCAGUAUCGCUAUCUGGAUUUGCGUAGUGUCCAGAUGCAAUACAACCUGCGGCUGAGAUCCCAGAUGGUGAUGAGAAUGCGGGAGUACCUCUGCAAUCAUUAUGGGUUUGUGGAUAUAGAAACUCCAACACUGUUCAAGAAGACUCCAGGGGGUGCAAAGGAAUUUGUGGUACCCUCACGGGAGGCUGGAAAGUUCUACUCACUGCCCCAGAGUCCUCAGCAGUUUAAGCAGCUAUUGAUGGUAGGAGGCCUGGACAGGUACUUUCAAGUUGCCCGCUGCUAUCGAGAUGAAGGCUCAAAGCCAGACAGGCAACCGGAAUUCACUCAGAUUGACAUUGAGAUGUCAUUUGUAGACCAAGCUGGGAUUCAGGCUCUGAUUGAGGGCUUGCUUCAGUAUUCCUGGCCUGAGGAAAAGGGACCUAUUGCAGCACCCUUCCCUUCAAUCAGUUAUGCUGAGGCACUGGCCAUUUAUGGGACUGACAAGCCAGACACUCGCUUUGGAAUGAAGAUUGUUGAUGUCAGUGAUGUGUUCAGGAAUGUGGAAGUUCGAUUUCUGCAGAAGUCUCUCAGUGAGCCCCAUGGCACAGUCAAAGCCAUUUGUCUUCCCCAAGGAGCGAAAUACCUUCAGAAUAAAGAUUUGGAAUCCUUAAAUGGAUUGGCUAAUUCCCAGUUUAACCAGGGAAUAAUACACUUCAUUUUGAGGGAAGAUGGUGCCAUGAAGUCCCAACUCAGUAAGCUCCUGAAUGAGAAGCAGGAAUUGGAGUUCAUCAGAGCUGUUCAUGCCCAUGUAAAUGAUGUGGUGUUGCUGGCAGCUGGAGAGCAUGAGAAAGUGUGCUUGACAUUGGGAAAAUUGCGCUUGGAAAGUGCUGACCUUCUGGAAGCAAGAGGCCUGCUACUUCGUGACCCCUCUGCUUUUCACUUCCUGUGGGUGAUGGAUUUCCCACUCUUCCUCCGAAAAGAAGAAAGCCCUGGAGAACUGGAAUCUGCUCACCAUCCUUUCACUGCACCCCACCCUUCUGAUGAGCACCUCCUCUAUACGGAGCCUGCAAAGGUCCGUGGUCAGCACUAUGACCUAGUGCUGAAUGGUAGUGAGAUUGGAGGCGGCUCUAUUCGAAUCCACAAUGCGAAGCAGCAACGUUUUAUUCUUGAGAGAGUGCUGAAGGAAGAUACUAAGGUGCUUUUUCACCUCCUUGAAGCUCUGGACUGUGGAGCGCCCCCUCAUGGAGGAAUUGCAUUAGGGCUUGACAGACUGAUCUGUCUCCUGGUUGGAGCUCCAAGUAUUCGAGAUGUCAUUGCCUUUCCCAAAUCCUUCAAGGGAAGAGACCUGAUGAGCAAUGCUCCAGAUUAUGUUGCUCCAGAAGAGCUUGAGCCAUACCAUGUCCAGGUUUUAUGGCCUUUAGCACAAGCAAAGGCUGACACUAGCUGAGAACCACCUGGCCCCACUAUAGAGUAUACUCCAGUUCUUAGAUUCUGCUGUAUUUUGGUAACUGAUGGAUGCAUCUGCACUUCAGGACUUUUCACAUUGCAGUAUGCUGUUGGCCUUGUCUGCUGAUUUAUGUUCUGUUGCAGGAUGGAUAUUUGUAUAUAGAUGGAUGCCCAUUAAAUAGAAUUGAAAUUUAGACCCCCUGUACUGAGGUCUGAAAAUGUCACUAAAGGAAAAUAUGGACCAUGACCACUUAUUUAUCAAGAAAAGAUACAGUACUAUAGAUAGUAAAAGUGCACUUUAAGACUCAAAUGUGUUGGAUGCUGUUUUUUGGAGCCUCUCAGGUUGCAAAGUGGAAAUUACUGUCACCUUCAGUUAUCAAAAAGCUUGAUCUGAAUCCAACACUUUUCAAAUAUGAAUGAAUUAUAUCUGGAUGUGAGUCAUGAUGUUGUAUGAAGAGAUUACUUCAUACAGCUUAAAGAAUAAGUUUUGCAGACUAGCUAUUUGCACAUGAAGCUGUACAUGCCUGAAUUUACAUAGGGAAUCAAUCUAAUGCAAUGCCAUCAAGAUUUUUUGCUAGACAGGAGCCAUGAGCAACUCUUGAGUCUGGUUUUUUGAUAAAUAGCAGCUCAGUGCACUUGGCUACUUGAGACCAGAUGUCCCCACUCCUGGGCUUGACCCCUCUGGCACCAUCACUGGAUUUCCCAACACUUACUGCAUUUAUACAGCUUGUAUUAACCUUGUCUGUUAAAGCAACCAACAAAUGACACUAAGGUGAGUGACUUGAGCAAGAACAGGGCCUAUUUUCUGGCCACUAUACUUGGUUUAAAUUGUGGACCCUUUGACAGGGAGGACAUCCAUAACUAAGCACUCAGUGAUGCUUAAUAAAAUAGUGCAGUGAAAAUUGAUUUCAGCCCCCACAUACUAAGGCAUAGCUGGUUCAGGACCAUACACAGCAGUCACUCUAAAAUGAUCUGAUGGAAUCAGCCUUUAGUUCAUUUGAGACUUGUAGGUGCAUUUUUGCUGAAGGUGAGAAGUAAAUGCUGUAAAUGUGAUGUAGGCCAACUACAUUCUAUAAAAGUGUGGCCUACACAGACCCCAUAGCUUGACUUCUGCUUCUGGACAAGUUUUGCGCUACCACAAGGACUUGGCCCAAUGAUGUUUAAAAAAACCUACUUCACAGGGUUGUUAAAGAAACUCAAGUAUGUAGUACUCCGCUUUGGGCUCCUUGGAGGAAAAGUGGGAUAUAAAUGUAAAAAUAAUAGUUGUGCUAGUAUAAUAAUGUUGACAUCUUCCAUAAUCUUUGUUGCACUAGUACAACCCCAGUCUGGGUUUUUAAACUUCUGACAUGCAAAUUCCAGCUGAAUGUAAGUAGCUGACAAUAGAACCAAACCUUGCGUACUUCGGUACUAGACUAUAACUCCCAUCAUCUGAGGAUGGGAGUUUUAAUCCAACAAUGUAUAGGGACCCAAACUCCUGAGUGGUUAGGUUGUCCCUUGCUGAAAAUCCUUAAGAGGCUUGACAAUGAACUCUGAGAAUUGAACUAGAUAGCCUAUUAGACUCCCUCCAAUUCUGUGACUGGUAUUUCUGGUUUCCAAUUGAAUACAGCUAUCUGAUUAUUA